Molecule: messenger RNA, 693 nt
Organism: Diuraphis noxia (Russian wheat aphid)
Lineage: Eukaryota; Metazoa; Arthropoda; Insecta; Hemiptera; Aphididae
Product: cilia- and flagella-associated protein 161
Biological process (GO): cilium assembly
Cellular component (GO): motile cilium
Source: RefSeq, a predicted model, not a curated record
AUGGACCAUCGGGACGCACAACUAUACAGUAUUAACGUCCGGAUGGGAAAUUGGGUGGAAGAAACUUGUUUGCGAUCCGAAAAAAUCAAAUCGUUCCUGGCGAAACGAAACCGAGGAGAAUUGCUCGUACAGAAGUCUCAGAGAAUGUACGCAAGCCUUUUGCGGCCGGUGGUCUUGGACUCUACCUACGAGUUCCUGAGGUACGGUGAAAACGUACAGCUCUUGUGCCCGGAUAUCCGUUUCCCUGGCUGGCGCGAAGGUACCGGUGGCGUGGCCCUAUCGUGUUCGACCAGUGACCAUCACUCGGAACUGGACGGGCUGGGACCUGGCUGUACAAUGACCGCUUCUCCGUUGACCGAGAGCUGUGUGCGAAACUGCUUCAAGAUUUGCGAACCUUUUUACUAUGGUGGUCACACUUUGUUUUUAAUGCCACUGUUCGUCGCUGCCGUCAUGCCUCGUCUGUACGCCGAUCGAGGAGUGUCCGGUCACCCAGCGUUGAAACUCGUCGAUGCGCAGGACCCGUAUUGCCGGUGGACGGUCGUCUACUGGCGUAAGGCGAUGCGAGAGGAAGCCAAAGGACUUCCGGUUCCGAUCGGAGUCAGAGUGGUCCUAAAACACAACGCCACAAAUCUAAACGCUGCGGUGGAGACGGACUUCCGGAUUGCGACGUUCUUCGGCGACGUAAGUAUAUAA